AUGGCGCUCACACGAAAGCAAUGGAUUGUCAUCGGAUGCAUUGCAACUUUUGUUGUAGUUGGUGUCAUCGUCGGUGUUACCGUAGGAGUUGUUGUCGGACGAAGAAAAUCUGAUAGUGUAACAGUCGAGCAGCGAGUGAAUGAUAUCCUAGCACAGAAUCCAUUAAUUGACGGGCACAAUGAUUGGGCUUGGGUUAUUCGUAAAUAUUUCCGGAAUAAUAUAACUGGUCUUGAUUUGAACGAAAUGACUAAGUAUCGUAAUAUAACGACCAUACACACGGAUAUAACACGAUUGCGAAAAGGUCAAGUUGGCGGCCAAUUCUGGUCCAUCUAUACACCCUGUGAACAUCAAGGAAAAGAUGCAACGUUGGCCAGAACUGCUGCUGAAGUUCGAGAAGCUUUUCAAGCCAAACGUGUUGCUAGUCUCUUGGGAGUGGAAAGUGGACAAGCUAUCGAAAGCACAUUUUCCAUCCUGAGACUUUUCUAUCAACUGGGAGUACGAUAUAUGACAUUGACACAUAAUUGUAAUACACCCUGGGCUGAUCAGAAUCGUGUUGAUCGACCUGGUUCAACUUUACCCAAGAAUGAUGGGUUAACUGAAUUUGGAAAGAAGAUUAUUGCAGAAAUGAAUCGUCUUGGAAUGUUAGUUGAUCUAGCACAUGUUUCGAAAAAAACUAUGCUUGACGUAUUGAAUGUCACUCGAUCACCAAUCAUAUUCAGCCAUUCAUCGGCGUGGGCAUUGUGUAACCAUUCACGAAAUGUUCAAGACGAUGUACUCCGUCUAAUAAAAAAGAAUCGCGGUAUAGUUAUGGUGGCAUUUACGCCCGGUUUCAUUACAUGCGACAGUAAAAACUUAGGAAACAUUUCCAAUGUCGCUGAACAUAUCAAUUAUAUUCGUAAUCUAGCUGGUGUCGAUGGUAUAGGUUUAGGAGGUGAUUUCGAUGGAAUUGAUCAAACACCGUACGAUCUGGUCGAUGUAUCGGGCUAUCCGAAAUUGAUCGAAUAUUUGAUUUCACAAGGUAAUUGGACAGAUGAGGAUAUCAUUAAACUGGCUGGUGGCAACAUCUUACGAGUUAUGGAAGAGAAUGAACAGAUUGCCCGCGAUUUACAAAAAACCAUGCAACCAAUGGAGGACAUGAUACCGAUAGCAGAUCUAAUCAAAAAUAACAUUACUUCAUGUCGAUACUUGGAUAUGUAUCCAAAUGCUACUGUCGCUUAA
Adineta ricciae is the source of this 1218-nucleotide messenger RNA. NCBI's taxonomy places the organism in Eukaryota, Metazoa, Rotifera, Eurotatoria, Adinetida, Adinetidae. The record is from the annotation of a GenBank genome assembly.